AUCUACUGAGUUUGCAGUCGAAUGCUUACCAUACACAAUUUACACUAUCAGGUACCAGGGGUAUGAGGACCUCGGCCUCGACCAGCUGUAUGUUCAUGCAGGUACAAACUACACGCAUUUUGAUCCAGUAUAGAUGUACUCAGUGGGCUUCAUUUCACACAGACAGUCAGACACCAAUACUCAACGAUGGAAGACAGUCAGGCAGAUACAAAAAAGCUCUUUUCAUGUCCAAUGGUAAGAUGUCCGACCUUUGCUCAGCUGUCAGAUAUCGCCCGAAAUAUUGGGCUUCAUUUAGAAGACGAUGAACUUAAGGGUUUUCAUGCAGCCAUAAAAGGAAACAUUGAUGGAAUAAAUGCGACAGAAGAUAUCGUGGAGCCAAGGUUACCAACAAGGUAUCCUAGACUUCCAGGCCACAGACCAGAACAAAAGGACAAUCUCUACAAUGCAUGGUACUGGAAAUGUGAAAUCCAAGGAGCCAGCAGUGGUAAAUUAACGGGGAAACGAGUUGCUAUCAAGGAUAGCGUAGCGGUAGCAGGGAUCCCUAUGAUGAACGGAUCUCAUGCUCUUGAAGGAUUCACACCUGAUUUUGAUGCAACGGUUGUUACAAGAAUACUUGAUGAAGGAGCCACAAUCGUGGGUAAAUCUGUGUGUGAGAAUCUCUGUUUCUCAGGAACUAGUUCUACUGCUGCCAAAGGACCAGUGAAGAAUCCACAUGAUACUAGCCGCUCGACUGGAGGAUCGAGCUCAGGGAGCGCUGUUCUAGUUCAGACCGGUGAGGUGGACAUGGCAAUCGGUGGUGAUCAAGGAGGGUCAGUCCGUCUUCCAUCUGCUUGGACAGGUAUCGUUGGACUGAAGCCCACCUAUGGUCUGGUGCCUUACACAGGGGCAAUGGGAAUUGAAAUGUCCGUGGAUCACCUUGGCCCUAUGGCUAGGACUGUCCAUGACUGUGCAUUGUUCCUUGAGGCAAUCGCAGGUUAUGAUGGCGGUAUGGACUCGAGACAACAUCCUCAUAUGACUGUGCCUCAAUAUACGAAAGAAUUGGAGAACGCAAGCAUCAAGGGACUAAAAGUUGGAAUUUUAGAAGAAGGUUUUGCAAUGGCUGGUGCUGAUGUUGCCGUCAACAAACUACUGAAGGAAACAAUUAACAAACUCACAACGGGUGGUGCUGUUGUUCAGGACAUAUCGGUGCCUAUUCAUUCUAUCUCGCAUAGUAUUUGGGGAGCAACAGUAGAGGGCUCUCAUGAAAACAUGUACCGUCUCGGAGGUUGCGGCACUGGUCACGUGGGCUUUUAUCCGACCAGCUUCGCGAUAGCUUCUGGGAAGAUGAUGUCAUCCAGGAUUGAUGAUCUUUCAGACACAAUGAAGAUGGUUAUUCUUCAAGGAGAAUACUUACAGAAACAAUACAAGAGCCAGGUGUAUUGCCGAGCAAGGAAUCUGGUUUUCACUCUCCGUCAGGCAUAUGACAAAGCUUUGGAAUCAGUAGACAUCAUUGCAUUGCCUACCAUACCUUUUACUGCUUCAAAGCUCAUCUACAAAGAUGAUUCACAAUCCGAAUACUUCAAGAAAUGUUUUGAAAUGGCAGUUAACACCAUGGCUUUUAACUUGACCGGUCAUCCCGCUAUCAGCGUCAAUUCCGGCUACCUAGAUGGCUUACCGGUCGGACUCAUGUUGGUAGCAAAACACUUCGAUGAAAUCACAAUCUUCAAAUUUGCUCAGGCUGUCGAGAAGAUCAGAGACGAGACAAAAUAGAACGACGAUAUAAACAAAUAUGUUUCCGUCAAUCUUAAUUAGGUAUGAAGGCUAUAUGCAACGAAUUAUUUCGAGAUUUUUUUAUUAGUUCCUAUGAAUUAUUGAUGCUGAAUUCGGUUUAAUAUUAGAAAAGGUUAAUGAACGUAUUAGCAGUUUCAACCUUGAGCUUGAAUUUACAGCCCAUUUUCUUCAAAGUCGUAAUUUGAGUUUGCGUUCGUCUUGUCUAUUGUAUACGCCUAUAAGUUUGGUAAUCUUUUCAUAUUUUCAACAUGUUUUUUGAAAAUAUGAUUUACGGGCUAUAGGAAUAUUUUUGGGGGGUUUAUUACAGUAUUUUUAGUAUUUGUUUUGAUGUUCAUGUGUCGCUACUUUAAGUAAUAUUUUUAUAAUCUAUUUUGGGUAUAAAUGGAUUUUAUCACCCUUGCGCAAUCCAUGAUUGUUUUAUCCUAUUUCAUUCUUUACCUUAUAUGCUUAUUAAAGGAACAUUUUAACCAUGAUAUGGAAGGAUUUUCUUUGUGAUUAGUCGCGAUAGAUAUCAUGCCAUUCUUUUCUCAAUCAUCCAAUAUGUAUUUCGUAUUAUGUUACGUUUCUCUUUGUCGAAUUAUGUCCGUUUAUUGGGAUAUUUAUGUAAAUAUUGAUCAUUUUGCCAUAUUGUUUAUACAAAAUUUCCUUUGAACACAUUUGAAAAACAUAUUACCAGUUAUGAUGCUGUAAGGUGUAGGUAUAAAUUUUGUGAUAGAUUUUGACAUAAUUAUUAUACAGACAGUGAUGGUGUCUCGAGGUAUACAAUUUCCAGACAAAUUGCCUGUCUGUAUCACCCCGAUAAUUUUUUAGUUAUUCUUUUAUUAAAGUGUUGUUAAUUUCUAUGAAAAUUGUUUCUUAUAAACUAGCUAUUUGAUUACAAUGCCUUAUUUUGUUAUGUUACUAGUAAUCGAUAUGAAAGUAAAUAGUGACAGGAUUUUUCGACGUGCAUCGGUGAUUUUGUAAGCUUAUAAUGUUUGUGUGAAUUAUAAAUUGGAGAUGCCUGAAAUUUUAUGUAGUGAAAUCAAUAAAUUGAAAGUCUUUACUGCGAUUGAUUUGUUUAAUUUAA
Messenger RNA from Lytechinus pictus (painted urchin), 2836 nucleotides. RefSeq names its product amidase-like. The record is from RefSeq and is a predicted model, not a curated record. The coding region runs from base 187 to 1749 and encodes 520 amino acids. Gene Ontology annotation, molecular function: catalytic activity. NCBI's taxonomy places the organism in Eukaryota, Metazoa, Echinodermata, Echinoidea, Temnopleuroida, Toxopneustidae. The transcript has 12 exons.